Messenger RNA from Peniophora sp. CBMAI 1063, 231 nucleotides. The record is from the annotation of a GenBank genome assembly. Lineage: Eukaryota; Fungi; Basidiomycota; Agaricomycetes; Russulales; Peniophoraceae.
AUGAAUCGGCCUGUAUUGCUAUCAAAAGGUCUUGACCCUGUUCUCGGCGUCUUCACGGGGUUGCUGGCAUAUUACCUGCACGAGACAAAUCCCCGCACCGCGCCUCCGCCAGAUCAAACGCUCAGUGCACUCGUGGGAUGGCGCAUGGAAAAGCGUAGGCAGGAGCAGCUGCAGAAGGACCAGGAGGCUGAAACUGGGGACUGGAAGCAAGUCGUCGGAGAAACGAAGUAG